Messenger RNA from Mesorhabditis spiculigera, 927 nucleotides. The record is from the annotation of a GenBank genome assembly. NCBI's taxonomy places the organism in Eukaryota, Metazoa, Nematoda, Chromadorea, Rhabditida, Rhabditidae.
AUGGCCUCCGGCUCUUCGAGCUCCCGCAAAUCGUUGCCCGCACCUGAUGGCGUCUCUCUGCUGCUCUCCCACUUGGUGCCUGACGGUGGCGGUGGCGAGAAGACGAGGGUGGCCGAGGACAAGACCCAGAGCGCCCGGACCUCCUCCCUGCUGGCCCCCUUGUCGCAGGGCGGCUACAUUGACAUUGUCACCAUCACGCAUGCCGAGCGGAUGGAUACGGUAGGUGUUCCCGCCUGGCUCCGACUGGCCUACCGCGGCGGCGGCGAGCUGUACACCCCGUGGGACCUGAACAUGCCCGCGUCGAUUCCGAGGCGCCCGGUGGCCCACUAUCGCGGUGAUCCGCCGAUCACCGUCCACGGCGCCACCACCGCCGGGUUGCUGGGAUGCGGGCUGAGAAAGUCUGACAUUACGCCCACCAUGCUGCGCUGCGUGGAGACGGCUGCCGGGCUGCUGACGCGGAUGGACGCCUCGUUCCUGUCGAUCCGCAUCGAGCCAUCGUUGGCCGACUGGGCCGUCGCCCAUGAUCACGGAAAUUAUUGGCUCACACCGAGACAGCUGAGCUACCUGGGCUUCCCGAUCGACCUGUCCUACCACCCUCUCCUCCCCGUCGCCAAGUUCCCAACCGAAGAGAAUCCGCAGCAAUACCUCGAACGGCUCGGCGCCUUCUAUUUGCAUGCCCGCCAGACGGCCCCCGAUCAGUCGAUCGUGGUGGUGGGGAACCCGGGUGCGAUCAUCUACUCGCGUGGCCAGGGCCCGCGCGUCGCCGAGAAGCUGUGGAAGCUGUGCGAAGCCGUCGAGCCCCUCUCCGUCCACGCCAUCCGUGUCGGCAACAACAAAGUGCUCGAAGGCCAGCUGAGGCUGCUCCCGUUGACGCCCACCGUCUUCAAGGCGCGCGAGGUCGAGCGCCUCGCCAAGAAGGCCAAGGAU